AUGGAAUGCGAAGAUGACGUAAUAAAUCCAGAUUUUAAUACAUGCGAUAAUGAAGAGACCAAUUAUGAUGAAGUUCGUCCUCCACAUAAGCAACUUGUCAAUAGUGGAGGUAUUAAAAUGCCUGUCUUGGUGAAGAAAUUAGGCCCGAGUCUAACUUGCCCUAUUUGCCUUGAUCUUUUAAGAAAUACAACUGUUACGGAAUGUCUUCAUCGAUUUUGUGCUGAUUGUAUUAAAAAUUCUAUUUACAAAACAAAUCGUCAAUGUCCAACUUGUCGAAGGAAAAUUGUCUCAAAAAGAAAUCUCCGUUCAGAUCCAAAUAUUGAUUUACUUAUUGACACAAUUUGGCCCGAUCGUAAUAUUUAUGAAAAAAUUCACAAUAUUUUGAUGGAAAGUACUUGCGAGUCCCCAACAAAAAUUAGAGAUUUAACUGUUGAAAAUGAUGACAAUUUUGAUGAUUUUUCAUCUUCAGAAAAUGAUUUUCCCAGCAAUGAUGAAAAGGAAGAAUAUGACUUUUCCAGCUCUGAUAAUGAUGAAUUAAAUGAUUUUGAGUAGGAAAUAAUUUUUAAUUAUUUGAAGCUUUGACUGUUUUUCGAGAUUAUUGUCGAUUUAAAUAAUCUUGAAAAAAUUGAAAGUAUUUUUUCGUAUUUUUGAUUAAAUUUUGAGAAAAAUGUAAAUUACUGGAUUUUAAGAGAUAUGCUGUAAAUAUUGAAAUUAUUCCCAGGGUAAUUAUUGUUUCAAUCCUUAGAGGGGUAAUUAUUAGGGAAUAGGUCUGGAUUUGGGGUGAAUGAAAUUGACAACAAAGUUGAUUUUUCUUUAAUAUUUUUAUUAAAAUGUUUUGAGGUGGUAGUUAGCAAAUAGAGGGGGUAAUUAUUUGAGCAU
Molecule: messenger RNA, 879 nt
Organism: Meloidogyne enterolobii
Lineage: Eukaryota; Metazoa; Nematoda; Chromadorea; Rhabditida; Meloidogynidae
Source: the annotation of a GenBank genome assembly